AUGGCGAAGAAGAAAGCCGGCGGCCGAAAGCCCGACAAGGACGCGGAUCGCGCUGAGCUCGAAAUGCUCCGGAAGCAAGUCGAGGAACAGAGACAGGCAUUGGAGGCUGAAGAGGCCCGCAAGGAGCAAGAGGAUAAGGGCAAGCGCCAAGUCAGCAGCCGGCGUCAACGGACAUUGGUCCGCUGGGAUGUGGAUACCGAUAUUCGGCUUCUGCUGGCCAUCCAGUACGUCUGCAACAAGACCGGCGUCAAGAUCCCCUGGAAGGAUGCCGCGGAAGUUAUGGGAGAGAAGUUCACGGAAGGUGCAAUCGUCCAGCAUUUGUCCAAGCUGCGUAGCAAGCGGGAGGAGCAAGAUAAGCCAAACCCGCCUCCACUGAAGCGUGCAAACGGGAACCACAAAGGGGACGCAAGCAAAAAGAAGGAUUCGUUGCCUUCUCCAAAGGAAGACUCUGCGCCGAGCACUCGUGGCGGAAAGCGCCGUCGCCGUGAUCAAUCUGAUGACUCUGACGACGUGUACACUCUUAAGCAGAAGCAGUUUUCGAAGAACAAGAAGAAGGACAAGGUCUUCACUGCUCCCAAGCUGCGUGAAAAGCGUGAGGAAACCGACAGUGAUGACUCGCAGAAGCUGUUGUGUGUUGGAGCGGAAUGGCUGCGUGACUUCGCCGGCGAUGACCGCGAAGCUGACAACGAAUCGGCUACUACUGAGGAGAACGACAGCUCGACUGAAAGCAGCGAGGCCACCACUCAAGCGACCAAGAAGUCAAAGAUGGUGAAACUCAAGGUCGGCAGUGAGCGCCUGGCCAGUGUUGACCCUUACCUUGCCACCUCUGCAACUUUCCGAGAGCCGGUUACCCCAACCAACCCGGCGCGCGUUAUCACCAACAUGCCACUCCGUCGCCAAUUUUACUACCCGAACAUGCCUGUCGACUCCAGCGCCCCUUUUUCAACUGGAGUUAGCAUCCCUUUCCCAUCCAACGGACCAAGCCCAUUUGACAUUGCCAACCGGUUCCCGAAUGGAAUUCCCGAGGCCGGUCCUGGUGCGGCUCCUAGCUCUGUCUCUGGUGGCAUCUCCACCUUUGAUGGCGUGAACCACACGGCCGCAUAUUCGCAGUUUGACGUGGCUCCCGAACUGCAGUUUGCAAAUGAAUACACCGGUCAGCUCAUGGUGCCAGUGACCAGCUACUUUGAAACCAGUGGCUUUGACAACCAGUUCAUUUCCGACAGUGAAAUGCUUGCGAACCUUCCGGACGUAGAGCCUCCUCGCUACUUUGGCUACGAGGGCGAGGAUACCAAGGAAUUCUAA
Penicillium mononematosum is the source of this 1302-nucleotide messenger RNA. RefSeq lists its product as uncharacterized. Bases 1 to 1302 code for a protein of 433 amino acids. The transcript has 2 exons. NCBI's taxonomy places the organism in Eukaryota, Fungi, Ascomycota, Eurotiomycetes, Eurotiales, Aspergillaceae. The record is from RefSeq and is a predicted model, not a curated record.